Molecule: messenger RNA, 6747 nt
Organism: Macrosiphum euphorbiae (potato aphid)
Lineage: Eukaryota; Metazoa; Arthropoda; Insecta; Hemiptera; Aphididae
Source: the annotation of a GenBank genome assembly
AUGGAAUUAAACUUUAUCAUACAAGACGCGCAAAACAUCCGACAUAUGUUAGAACUUUUAGAUCAUUGUCCUCCGAACUUACAGGCCGAGAUAUGGAGCGUUUUCAUUGCCAUCCUGAGGAAAUCCGUUAGAAAUCUGCAAGCGUGCACCGACGUCGGACUAAUUGAGCUGGUCGUAAACAGACUAGCGCGUGCCGACACCGUCGUAGCAGAUCUUCUGAUUGAUAUGCUUGGAGUUCUUGCUAGUUUCAGUAUAACUGUAAAAGAGUUAAAACUACUACUGGGUUCAAUGAAAGCUAUUAAUGGAAAAUGGCCAAAACACUCCACCAAGCUCUUGAACGUUUUGCGACAGAUGCCGCAAAGGAAUGGUCCGGAUGUCUUCUUCAGUUUUCCCGGAAAAAAAGGAUCGGCCAUUGUUCUGCCACCGUUAGCGAAAUGGCCAUACGAAAACGGUUUUACGUUCUGCACGUGGUUUCGACUGGAUCCCAUCAAUUCGGUGAACAUUGAACGUGAAAAGCCGUAUCUGUACUGUUUCAAAACGAGUAAAGGCGUCGGGUAUUCGGCGCAUUUCGUGGGCAACUGUUUGGUGUUGACCUCCAUGAAGAUUAAAGGCAAAGGUUUCCAACACUGCGUAAAAUAUGAAUUUCAACCCCGGAAGUGGUACAUGAUAGCCAUUGUGUACAUUUACAACAGAUGGACGAAAAGCGAAAUCAAAUGCGUGGUGAACGGUCAACUGGCAUCGAGUACAGAAAUGGCCUGGUUUGUGUCGGCCAACGAGCCGUUCGAUAAAUGUUACAUUGGAGCGACGCCGGAACUGGACGAAGACCGCGUGUUUUGUGGUCAAAUGUCAGCCAUCUAUUUGUUUAGCGAAGCGUUGACAACUCACCAAAUAUGUGCCAUACAUAGAUUAGGUCCAGGAUAUAAAUGCCAAUUUCGUUUUGAUAAUGAAUGCCAUUUAAGUCUACCAGAGAACCACAAAAGGGUGAGUGAAUUUAAGAAUUUGAGCCAAACCCAGAAUUCAGAUAUUUCUCGCAUGCCCCAACACGCUGUCGAUAGUUCUGUUUUAUAUGAUGGUAAAUUGUCAAAUGCAAUAGUGUUCAUGUAUAAUCCUGUAGCGACUGAUGGCCAACUGUGUUUGCAAUCAACCCCAAAAGGAAAUGCAUCAUAUUUUGUGCACACACCACAUGCACUCAUGUUGCAGGAUGUGAAAGCUGUCAUUACCCAUUCCAUACACAGUACCCUAAACUCUGUUGGUGGUAUACAGGUGCUGUUUCCGUUAUUUGCUCAACUUGAUUUAUCUGCAGAACCUAUGGAUAAAAAAGAUGCUUCUAUAUGUUGGAAAUUAUUGGGUUUCAUUUGUGAUAUGGUUGAAACUUCACAAACGGUACAACAGCACAUGAUUCAAAACCGUGGAUUUCUAGUCAUUAGUUAUAUGUUACAAAGGUCGUCUAGGGAUCAUCUGACGCUAGAAGUAUUGGGUUCAUUCUUACGGCUCACAAAACACCUAGUCACCUGUCUUACACCCAACAAUGAGUUACUACUAAAACAGCUCCUCGAUCAUAUACUUUUCAACCCCGGUCUGUGGAUAUACACACCAACUCAUGUACAAACUAGGCUUUACACGUAUCUAGCAACAGAAUUCCUCUCUGACACUCAAAUUUAUUCAAACGUACGUCGAGUAUCUACUGUACUGCAAACUGUCCACACACUUAAAUAUUACUACUGGGUAGUAAAUCCAAGGAAUAAGAGCGGUAUUAUACCAAAAGGACUUGAUGGCCCUCGGCCUGCUCAAAAAGAUAUUUUGAUUAUUAGAGGUUAUAUUUUACUGUUUCUCAAGCAACUAAUGAUGUUAGGCGUAGGUUUAAAAGAAGAUGAGCUUCAGAGUAUUAUUAAUUACUUGACGACUGUUUGUGAGGAUGAAAAUCUGCAUGAUGUUCUUCAAACUCUCAUGUCUCUUAUGUCGGAACAGCCAGCAUCUAUGAUACCGGCUUUUGACGUAAAACAUGGUGUACGAUGUGUAUUUAAACUAGUGGCAUCAGAAAGCCAAUUAAUUCGACUACAAGCUCUAAAGCUCUUAGGAUUCUUCUUGAGCCGCAGUACGCAUAAAAGAAAAUAUGAUGUGAUGAGUCCUUAUAAUUUAUAUACUUUGCUGUCGGAACGUUUAAUGUUAAACGAAGAAACUAUUACACUACCCACUUAUAAUGUUCUUUAUGAGAUAUUAACCGAACGGAUUAGUCAACAAAUACUUUAUACUAGGCAUCCAGAACCUGAUAGUAAUUGCAGAUUAGAAAAUCCUAUGAUUCUCAAAGUAGUAGCUACUCUAAUUCGUCAAGCUAAACCAUCCGAGCAAUUAUUAGAAGUAAAGAAACUGUUUUUAUCUGACAUGACAAUACUUUGUAGUAAUAAUCGUGAGAAUAGAAGAACAGUAUUGCAAAUGUCUGUUUGGCAAGAAUGGCUGAUAGCAAUGGCGUAUAUUCAUCCAAGAACGUGUGAAGAGCAAAAAGUGUCUGACAUGGUCUAUAACUUAUUCACUAUGUUACUACAUCAUGCUAUCAAACAUGAGUAUGGUGGUUGGCGAGUGUGGGUUGACACUUUAGCCAUUGUACAUUCAAAGGUAUCCUUUGAAGAGUUUAAACUUCAGUUUGCUUUAAUGUAUGAACACUAUGAGCGCCAACGUAGUGACAACAUUACAGACCCCCGUCUACGUCAGCAACGUCCAAUCAGUACCAUAUCUGGUUGGGAAAACCAACCUCCAGCACCACCCAUAAAUCAUUCACCAUCUGAAACUCCAGAAUCUACUAUUAGUACACCUGUAGAAGACGUUCCAGUGCUAAAAGAAUGUAAAGAAAAAGACGAACAAGAGUUACCAACAAAUUCUGAAACUAUAUUAGGAGAGAGUGAAAUUGAAAAUGAAGAACCAUUGAUUUCAAGUGAAACUACAAAACUAAAAACUUUUACAGAUAGUAAAAAAGAUAAUAACACCGUAAAAACCCAAACUCAGAGUAAUGAAUUAAGCUCCACAAUAGAAAUUGUAAAAUCAAAUGAAGAAAUAUCAAAAGAAAUUGACAAUAAACUUGAAGAGGCUUUUAAAGAAAAUGAAAAUGAAAAUGAAAAUUUAGAAUCACCUAAUGAAACAACAGUUGAUGAAUUAGUCCCUACUAUUAUAGAAAACAAACAAGAUUUAUUAGAUUUGAACGAGAAAAAUGAAAACUAUAUUAUUGAACAAGUUAACGAUGUAAUUCCAUUAAAAGUGGUUGAAGAUGUAAAAACACAUUUGAAUAUCUCAGAAGAAAUUAAAAUGUUGGAUACUGCUGUCAAAAAUAGUAUUCAGCUAGACAAUUCAACAACCGAAAAAUAUUUGCAAGUAAAUGGUGACAUUUUACCUGUUGAUCAUGAAAGUACUGAACGUAAUUUUGAUGUAAUAGUUGAAAACCAUAUAGUAUCUAAUGGUGAAGACCUAGUAUCAAAAGAUAUUGAAAUACAUAAUAGUAUUAACACUCUGCUAAGUGAAGAUCUUAAAGAUAAUAGUAUUACCGAAAAAGAAAAUAUUGAAAUUGCGAUAACGAUUGAUUCAGGAUCCAAUGAAAGCUUGAAAGAAAAAAUAAAUAUCAAUGAUCUAAAUCAAGACAGUAUUAGUAAUAGUAGUGAUAGUGAAACAAUCAUAAAUUCAGAAUGUUUACAGCAUGAAAUUAAUGAAAAUGGCGUAGAAAAUAAUAUUGAGCAAAAUAUUGUUGCUCAACCAAUAUCUGUGAUAACAGUUCAGACAUUUGACACUGUCGAUAGUGAUUGUUCAGAGGCGUAUUUAACACCAAAUGAGCUUAAUGAUACACCGAAAAAAAAAUUAGAAAAAAUCAAUUUGAAUGCAAAUGAUCUUACCAGCAUUGUUAAUGAUGAUGUUAUGUCUCAAUUUAAUCCGUCCAUAGAGUGCAAUAAUGAAGUGGAAAUUCCGUCCAAUAACACAUCAGAAGCAAUCAUAGAACAACAAAUAAAAGAGGGGGAUAUUGAGCAUUUAGCAGAAAAUGAUGCUAAAGUUGAAGAAAAUGUUAAUAAAGUAGCAGACAAUUUUAAUAAUGUAGCAGAAAAUGAUGACAAAGUAGAAGAAAAAGUUAAUAAUAUAGAAGAAAAUAUUGGUAAAACAGAAGAAAAUGUUGAUAAUACAAACGAAACCAUCCGUAACAUAAAUGACAAUGUAGAUAAAGUAAUAGAAUAUGUUAAUAUUGUAAAAGAAAAUGAAGUUAACGUAGAAAAUGCCAAAAUUAUUGAAAAUUGUAAUAAAACAUCAAAUGAGUGUAAAGAAGAUGUGAACAACUUAGCAGAUAAUGAAGAAACUAAAUCUAUACCAAUGACUGACAGUGUUACAGACAAUAUUAAGGAAAACAAGAGUCUAGAAACACCGGAACCUACUUCAGUAAAUGGAAUUGAAGACAAAAAAAGUAAAAAGACUGAGAAAAAACCAAUUGUUCCAAAUAUAGAUACGAGACCAAUGUUUAAUCCAGGUCCAUCCAGACCUCCCUUUAGAAUUCCAGAAUUCAAAUGGUCAUACAUUCAUCAAAGAUUACUAUCAGAUGUACUCUAUUCACUUGAAUCCAACAUUCAAGUCUGGAGAGGCCACUCGACCAAAUCUGUUUUGGACUUUGUUAAUGGAGCCGAAAAUGCAAUUUUUGUGGUCAAUACUGUACAUUUGAUCUCGCAGUUGUCAGAUAACUUGAUUAUAGCUUGCGGUGGGCUAUUACCAUUGCUUGCAUCUGCCACAUCGCCUAAUAGUGAGUUAGAUAUUAUGGAACCUACCCAAGGAAUGACGGUCGAAGUGGCUGCGUCUCUACUACAAAGAUUAGUCAACAUGGCUGACGUGUUGGUAUUUGCUAGUUCUCUGAAUUUCUCUGAAUUAGAAACAGAAAAGAACAUGUCAAGUGGUGGAAUACUACGACAAUGUCUGCGUUUAGUAUGCACAAAUGCCGUGCGUAACUGUUUAGAAUGUAAAGAACGUAGUCGUCUGUUGGUCUUACCUUCGCAACCAAAUAACCCUAAACAGUUACAUUUGCAAUCGCUUAUACGAGCUGGUCAAUCAUCACCUAAGAGUUUAAUCGAUGGUUCCACAAAUCCCAUACGUGAUCCAGAAAAACUAUUACAAGAAAUGGAUAUUAAUCGUUUGCGUGCAGUUAUUUACAGAGAUGUGGAGGAAACCAAGCAAGCCCAAUUUUUAUCAUUGGCUAUUGUUUAUUUUGUGUCUGUGCUGAUGGUAUCCAAGUAUAGAGACAUAUUGGAACCACCGACAGCAAUGUUACAAAUACACGGGAGCGCUCAAACAAACAAUAACCAAACCCGAUCAGAAACUCCGCCAAAUGAGGAAGACUAUAAUAUGAUGAUGACAUCAAUGGAUAAUUUAAAUCAUACUUCACAAGUGCCAAGUAUCCCGUGCAACAAGAGUACAUGCUCUGAAGAAUUAGCAUCAACAAGCUCAGCUGCAUGCAGUGAUGCUGAAAGCAAUGAUACUGAUGUCAAAGCUAGUACCAUAGCAUCUGCUCAUAAUGAAGAAGCUUGGACUGAUGUAAAUCUUAACGAGGACUCUCAGUCUAACAACGAAGAUGAUGGAAGAAUUCAUAGAGAUAUACGUGGAGACAAACCGCUCAGUGAAAUAUCCGUGGUCAAUGUCCCAACAUCGACUACGCAAAACUUGAACAUGCAAAACCCUGGGCAUAACGUUGAAGAUUUCGGCUUAAAAAAUGUAAACUUGCCCCAUCAGACACAUUUGCCCAACAGAGAGGCAUCUCUUACACACAAGUUGGAAGCAGCACUGGGUUCCGUGUGCCCACUUUUACGUGAAAUAAUGGUCGACUUUGCUCCGUUUUUGUCAAAGACCCUUGUCGGUUCCCAUGGUCAAGAAUUGCUAAUGGAAGGCAAAGGAUUGACGACAUUUAAAAACAGUCAGUCGGUCGUCGAACUAGUAAUGUUGCUGUGUUCUCAGGAAUGGCAAAAUUCGUUACAAAAACACGCUGGUCUUGCUUUUAUCGAACUCAUUAACGAAGGACGAUUAUUGUCACAUGCCAUGAAAGAUCAUAUCGUACGCGUAGCCAAUGAAGCCGAAUUCAUAUUGAACAGGAUGAGAGCUGAUGACGUAUUGAAACACGCCGAUUUUGAAGCCCACUGUGCUCUGACAACGCUGGAACGCCGUGAAGAAGAGAAAAUGUGCGAUCACCUGAUAACGGCAGCGAGACGUCGCGACAGCGUGGUCGCAAGUCGCAUUCUGGACAAAAUCUGUAACAUAUUGUCCAAUAAACACGGUGCUUGGGGCUAUCUACACGAGAACAUUCCCAUAAGAAUGUCUCAGUUUUGGAAAUUGGACGUGUGGGAGGACGACGCUAGGCGGCGCAAACGGUUUGUGCCCAAUCCGCGGGGAACGACCCAUCCGGAAGCAACUUUAAAGGCUGCAUUAGAACACGGUGCACCGCAGGACGCAAUACUACAGGCCAGAGAAGAAGUUUUUCACGCUCAACUGGUGGCUAUGAGCACCCAAAGCGGUCCGGGCAGUCAGUCAUCCGACCUACUAGAUGAUUCAGAACUAAUGACUGAUGACAGAGAACUAGAUGCUGACCUCGUUGGGCCAGUAAACAUCAGCACAAGAGCGUCGUUAAUAUCGGCUGGAGUUGUUGCACCUGGUAUAGUGUCCAUAACAUCUGCAGAAUUGUACUUUGAGGUCGACGAAGAUGAUCCUGAAUUCAAAAAACUCGAUCCCGAGGUAAGUGCUUGA